Messenger RNA from Cynoglossus semilaevis (tongue sole), 792 nucleotides. RefSeq lists its product as uncharacterized. The record is from RefSeq and is a predicted model, not a curated record. The annotation marks the transcript as partial. The transcript has 3 exons. Lineage: Eukaryota; Metazoa; Chordata; Actinopteri; Pleuronectiformes; Cynoglossidae.
CCAUUCUUACAUCAGCGCUUCAGCCGUGAACUGUGGAGUGAGGCUGAAGAAGGGGACAAGUCUUCUGAGGACACGGGGAAAAAACAGCUCAGCUCUCACAUCUGAACAUCUUCUCAGCAUGACUCCCCUGCCUCUCCUCCAGCAGUGAUGACCUCCUCCCGCCCCCCCACGCCCCUCCUCUGCGUGCUGCUCUGUGUGACGUUGGCGCUCCAGCGGACCGACCUGCGCCUGGCCUACGUCACCCACAACAGCUUCUUUUACUACUCCUGCAGCCAGGAGCCCCCACCCUGCAGCGUGGCUUCUCUGACCGACUGCAGGUGUAAAGACAUCCAGCUGUCCACGCUGCACCACCCGCACUCCCACUCCUCCCCCGUGUUCAGGAUGAAACGUUUAACCGUUUGGUUCACGUCGCCGUCCAAUACGGCCCGUCUGCUGAACAACUCCGAGGUCAGGCACCUCACUUUGAUCCACUGUGGUGCAGGAGGCUCCAGAGAGAUGACCUCCUCCUCCUCCUCUUCCUCCUCCUCCUCGGACCCCUCCUCUUCACUGCAGGGACACUUUGCCGUGCAGCACCUGGAGCGGCUGACGGUGGUGGACGUUCCUCAGAGACUUCCUCACUAUUGUCCAGACGCCAACAGAGCCUGGAACACGGACUCCAACGGUGACCCCGACCACAGUGCCCACCUGGACUCCAACAGGUCCAACAGAGACCUGGACUCAAACCUGGACCUGAUCCCAGAUGUGAACAAAGACUCCGUGGAUUUUACCUCCACCCACGUCCAGGACAUCCUC